This is a messenger RNA of Hylaeus volcanicus, 5509 nucleotides long. RefSeq names its product F-box only protein 28 (gene dmpd). Gene Ontology annotation, biological process: positive regulation of DNA-templated transcription. The transcript is spliced from 6 exons. The coding region runs from base 682 to 2133 and encodes 483 amino acids. Gene Ontology annotation, cellular component: nucleus. The record is from RefSeq and is a predicted model, not a curated record. Gene Ontology annotation, molecular function: transcription coactivator activity; protein binding. Lineage: Eukaryota; Metazoa; Arthropoda; Insecta; Hymenoptera; Colletidae.
ACAUAUGUAUGUACUGUACAUUUCGUCGCGAUAGUCGUCAUCGUCGACAUCGGCGUUGUUUGUGCGCUGAUCUCGAUUCUGGCUUCGAAAGCAACGGAUUCGCCCGUUAAAGCGAGUCACGGGCACAGAUACAGAAUAAAUCAUUCCACGGGGAGCCGAUCUCCCGCCUGCGAACGGGUCGCGUUAGACAGUGGUCAUCGUUACCCUUUAUUUCGAUAUUUCGUAGAGAACAGAGUCGACAAACUCGGCGAUCUGUCGAUAGAGCAGUGAAACAGGCUUUGGUUGUUGCUAACGAAAUAGGGAAACCAUUUCGACGCUCUGCACGCGCGGGCUUUUUUCCUGGAUACGAUUCUACGCGUGUCAGUGCGCCAUAGUUACACCGAGUAUAUUGCCCUAAGAGGAACAGAGAGAGAGAGAGAGAGAGAGAGAGAGAGAGAGAGAGAGAGAGAGACGUGGAAAGGUGGCAGGAACGAGAACGAUAGGGCUACUUGAGAAGAAACGAGACAAGCUACGAUAGUGAAACGGAGCGAGGACGAGAGCGUUAGCAAGGGUCGUGUGCGAAGAGAAGGAAGGGAUCUCCGUCAAAAUGUCGCUGAAAACACCAACGCGGAUACAUUGAUUGCUUUUCGUCGUUUAACAGGGGGUUUCUGUUGAAGCUGAUUAGUUAAAAACACUGGAAAUAUGGUAUCGACUCGUCAGUCUAGUAAUAUGGGAGGAAGUAACGGGGGUGGGCCAGUUGCUGAUGUCGCAGAUGUGAGUCCCUCCAGAAGGCAACAAUCUGUGGCAAUGGAUAGCUCUUAUAGCGGAUCCUCUGUUUCGGAUCCACCUCUCUUUAGCAACUUGAAUCUUCUUGACUUACCAGUUGAAAUUCUCGAGAAGAUUUUCAGCUAUUUGGACUAUAACACUGUAGCUCAUUUACGUCCGGUUUGUCAUCAAAUGGAUCGCGUUUGCGGAUCGAUAUUAAACUCAACAUUUCAGAAGCUUCAGGCACAAAUGUUGAGUCGUUUCCAAGCAAUUAAAGCACAGAUGCCAAGACGCGAAUCCGCACGGCGCAAUCAUCCCUUAGCCUGCGAAUCAGAUAUAAUUGAAACCCUUCACAUGCGACUUACUUUACUUCAAAUGAGUUUUGGCAAGCACAUUGAACGUAAACAUUGUUGUUUUUUUCCUGGCGAGAUUUUAGAUGAGGUUUAUCGCAUUUUACAUUACAUAAAAGUUACCCCAAAAUUAGCAAGACCAUACAAAGUUACAGAUGAAUUAUUUGAUUUAAGUACCAUGGCUAUGGAGUACUUUAAGGAACGCAUCGAACCAACGCUACCAGAAAUUCCUUACUUUGGAGCCGAUUUUCUAGAUAUCGCUGGAACAUUCUCCUCUUCUAGUAACGUGAGCAAACCGUUUAUAUGCCUGGACUCAACGCCUCUGAACGUUGGAAGCGGUAAGGGAGGAAGCAAUAGCGGAGAAGAAGGAUCUCCACCGCAUUCUUCGGACGAUCCUGUUCUCCUAGAGUCCAAUGUAUCGCCUCCACAAUCGAACAUGGUUUUGCGAAAACGUAUUCGCAAAAUCAAACAGGGCAUGAAACGAUACAAUAGUCAGUUAACAUUAAUGCGUAGAGAUUUGAGGAGUUGCAAGGCAAAAAUAGCCGAACAACAAAAACAGAUCGUUGAAUACGCCACGCGUCUCGAUGAUAACGAUAAGAAGAACGAGGAGACCUCGCGUAAAUUUAGCACACUCCUACAGGUAUUUACUAAGGAAUUGAACAAGUGUAAAACGGAGCUCCAGUAUUGGCGAUCCAAAUCACCAGCGAUACCAGUAUGCGUGGUUUGCGGUCAGUCUAUAUUAGUACCGUCGGAGGAUAUACAGGUUCUAACCAAUCAAGGUGUACUACCCGAGACGCUCGAUGAAGGAUUGGACUUCAUUCCUAUAGCAGACGCGCAAAGUCCUACCGAGGUGGCUCCACAGCCAGUAGUUACUCAGCCUUCAUCGCCACCACCCACCGUGGAAAUGGCACCACCGAAGGCACCCGUGCCUUCGCUAUCCACGAAACGGAAAUCCACUACGGAAGAUACACCAAACGACGCCGCAAAGAAACCUCGUCGCGCUACCAAGUCGCGUCAGGUCAAACGUUCAAAGAUCUAAAUUCGAUUCUGAUCAUGGUACAAAAAUAUCUAUCUAACAUCCUUACCGGGUUCUCGAAAGAGGUCUUUCUAUUUAAAGUAAACACACCGUUUCUUUACGCCAGCGAGACGAAUGAUCUUAUAGAAGAGUACAAAAUUCUUUCCUGAACGUCCUGCAAUUUCGCGCAACGAACCUAAUUUUUGAAAAUUGUAGCCACGUCGCUUGUCGCGCGAUGGGAAUCGAUGCGAUUGAUUUUCCUAUUUUUAUUACGGACGGAUUCGUCACGCCACGGUGACAUCUACAAAUAUUCUAAAUGAUAGCUGAUCGUUCGCGUCGUUCGUAAAGUAACACAGAGCAACUUCUUCCGGACCCUUUAAAUUGUUAUUGUUUUUUGCGAUGGUAUACACAAGGAUGAAACGAAAAGCGUUGAGUUUUACGUGAAACGUGUUCGCUUUGUAACGAUAUCUUGCUAUGAAGAUGAAACGUUGUUGACGAUCCGACGAACAGGAAUUCACCUUCUGUAUUCCUUAUAUAGAAACAAUGCACCGAUGUUUUUCUGCUUUCUUUCUUUUCUGAUGUUACGAUAUUUUUAUCUUAAACGUUUUACCCUUAACGGUUUCAUUGAACACCCACCUGGCAAUAUAGGAACAAAUGCAUAAUGCAAUAUUUGAUAGUCACGCGAAGAGGAGGUUCUCUGUAUUGAAGUCACUAUCGAUCAUGUUUGGUGUCUGAAAGUUACGAGAAAAACUUUAGCAAAGUUUUAAGCAAACAAAAAUCUCUGUACGCGAAUGAAUUUUGUUCCAUACAAGCGGAGGGAUGUUAUUGUCUUGGUAGAAAUUUUUCCAUAAAAUUUCGAGUGGACAUUGGAUACGAUUCUAGCAAAUUUUAUUUUGCAGUAUCAAUAAAUAAGUACCUGAGAGGACUGAGUGAGGCUGGUUCGCGCAGGUACUCCAAGUUCAUCAAUAUUCAUAUCAAUUUUCUAAUUUAUCUAAGUCUGCUCAAUCGAAAAUUAUUUCUCAUUCGAAAUGAUCUGUGUAUACCACACUAACGUUAUUAUGAGUUUAGCCAUAAAUUGAAUAGCGAAAGUCGAAAGUUUUUGCGAACUGAAUUACUUUUGCAUAAUGACAUGUGAUAUCGGUUUAUUUUUCUGGAUAUCGACAAGCGAAAUUGUAAUUAAAAGAAAAAAAAAGUAAUUUAAUAGAGCAGCUCACCACGAUGAAAUCAAAACAGUUUUACUGAUAGAAAAUUUUGUGAGCCUUAAAUGUUGCGAUGCUGGGGAGAAAGUGAAUUGUAAACGUGAGCAAAAACAUACUAAAUACCUUGAAUGGUGUUAUUUUGUUUUUAACACGCCAUCCCUUGAAUGCGCGAUUGUCACGCAGGAUGGUGUAUAUUGCAAUAUUAAUAGAGCUAGGAAAUUAUUUAUAGGAUCAAUUAUUUAUAGGAGAAUGAUUGUCAGAUUAUUUAAAAAAAAAAAACGUUUGAAAAACACCGAUUCUUUAAUUUAUCGAUCACGUUGAAUUAAAUUUUAUCAAUUCCACGCCACAUUCGCGAGGGAAAAAUAAAGAAAAAAAAGAGGAACGUAGAAAGCACCGAACGAUUAUUUUAUGAAAUCAAUCGAAAUUUCGCGUUUACUUCGCCUUUGAAAACGGACGGGUUACCCUGCGCGAUGCUCGAUGAUCAGUCUGCUGUGUAGAUUCAAUUAUUUUAUUCGCACCAAUCCUAAUUAAUCUCAAAGAUGCGUAGUUGGAAAUAUUGUGAGUUAUUAUUAUUCAUGAUCUAGUAAUAAAUAUAAAGAAUAACUGAUAAUAAGUAAAUGAUACUUUAUUAUGAAUCUAUAUAUAUAUAUAUAUAUAUGAGAGUGCGGUACUUGCCAGACAGUGCAUACCGCACAAAGCACUUUAGUUUAAACUUUAAUGGAACAAUAAGAAUAUAAUAAUUAAUGAUUAAAUAAUUAUCGAAAUAUAUAUAUAUAUAUAAAUAUAUAUAAUUUUUUAUCGAUGUCAAAAAUUAAUUAGGAAAAGAAGUAAACCUAGCGAGCAAACGUGAAAAAAGAAACGUGUACGUCAUUUAAACACGCAUGUAUGUGAGACAAUUUGAGCGAAAGUAUAAAGGGCGUGUGAUAUACAUACAUAUAUACAUAUAUAUAUAUAUAUGAAAAUACUAAAUUCAAACUUAAUGAGAAUUUACGAUGUGAUGCUUUAUCGAUUUAACUGCGGGAAAGUGACCUUUAUUCAAAUAAAAAAAAUACACGUGGAGGCGUUUCUGGCUACAAAAAAAAAAGGAUAUGUGUGAAUUUUACCUAAUGUUACAUUGAAUAGGAUUGCGGGGGCGGGCGCACACUUAAAUCGCCGUGUCGGAAAUUUCGAAAAUGCUUGCAUUGUAUGCUUAUAUGUCGCGACUAGCGGUACGUUCUGACAGAUUUAAAAAAAAAAAAAAACGGAAAAAAUAGAGGAGGAAGAAAACGAUAAUUUGACGAACAUCGAAUAAAUCGUGCAGAGACUCAACUAAUGGUAUAUUUGAGGCUUUCGAAGCCACAGUUCUUCGUGGUUGAUACUAACUUGGAAUAGCUUAACGGUUCCAGUGUUAAAAGAUGAAAGUAACAUCUAACAUCUCGUAGCUUCUGUUAGUGUGAACCACGAAGACACACACCUGUUCUACACGACUAAUAUAUCUAGGCCCCUGAUGUAACAGUAUCGUAUACAAUCUUUAAAGAGUUGUAUCCACGAAUUAAUAACCGAAUGUACCUAAUUGUAAUUCUACCGAAGCAUGUACUCUCUCGACGAUACGCGUUCGCCAAUUAAUUGUCUUAAAAUAGUUCACAGUCCUCGGCUUUCCGACAUUAUCCGUCCCCGAACGAUACAAAAUGUAGCGUUGUGUACUACGUAUAUGAAUCUACUAAGAUUAAUCGAAUAUAACAAUGAAAUACACAAUUUAGUGGUAGACUAAUUUCCUAAUUAGUAGCGCCGUGGUGUUUGAACGAUCGCGCGAGCACAAAGCGAUUAAUUUUCAAUUUUCGAAUUCGUCACGAAUUAAAUCCGAGGACCAUGUACGUUCGCAGUGUGCGCGUACUAGCAAUUAAUGGUCUCCGGAUCAGGUACACGAUAAGCAAUUACAAAGGAAAGGGGGAUAACCAUGAAUGCGUGUACUUUUGGAAAUUACAGACAGGAGGAAGGAAUACAUAGGAAUAUACAAUUUGCCAGCGUUUACGGCCCGAAACGUCGUAUCGCCGAUGAAUAUGAGUUAUCAUAAAUGGUUUUACAUGUAUUAAAGCGAUUGUAAAUAUAUAUUAUAAUAUAUAUUUUAUAUAUAGUAUAUAUACUCGUGUGUAUAUAUACGUAUAUAUUAUAUAUAUUAUAUUAUAAUAUAAUAGAUACACCUUAUAAUAAACGUAAUUUAA